Messenger RNA from Cercopithifilaria johnstoni, 1611 nucleotides. NCBI's taxonomy places the organism in Eukaryota, Metazoa, Nematoda, Chromadorea, Rhabditida, Onchocercidae. The record is from the annotation of a GenBank genome assembly.
AUGGUAUCUGGGCAUAGUGAUGGUAUACCUGCAUCACGACGCCUUACCCUGCCACAGUCGACAUAUGAUAAAUCACGCAAACCACACACGCUGCGUUCCGGUGUUGAUACAAAAUCUGUUCAUUUUGAUUGGAUUAGUAAGGAGUUAGAAUGUGGCAUCUGCGAAAAGACGAUUCAAAAUACGAUGGUUGUGAGGAAUUGUAUGCACCGCUUUUGUGCGGAUUGUAUAUUGCAAAGAAUACAUACGGGAGCAAGGAAGUGUCCCUCAUGUCAUAAAGUUCUACCGAAAAAGACACCACUAAAGAGCGAUGCAAAUUUCGAUGCUAUUAUCAAUAAGUUCACACUAUCAGUCGAAAGGAGAUGUGUGAAACGUCCAAUCACUGAGUCAAGUAAUUUAUGUUUCACCAAGAAGAGAGUGUUUGAUAAGAAAUCACCUAUCAAACGUUUGACAAAUUCGAACCCAAUAGCUCCGUCAUCUUCAUCCGGACGGACACCGCCGAAGAAUACUAAAGUGUCGGUGAAGUACGAUUCGAUGACAGAUUUAACAUCAAGCACACCUUUGGAAAUAAAGCCACCGUUGUUGCCCAGCACGCAUUCGGAUGGGUCUGAUCCCCCGCUUACGAUUGAUGAAGGAUCUUCAGACGAUGCUUAUCCCAAUCUCCAGCAACCAACAACAUCAUUAUCUGCAAAAAGUGAAAACAGAUCAAAUGCUAAUGAUGCAGGUGAAAAAAAAAUAAAAUCCUGUCGGUUGGUAUCAAAUCACUGUGAAGUAACUCCAAUCGUUGUUUUGCAGAAAUCUAGCAGUCAUGAACGACUUAAUGGAAUGGCUGUAAAGAAUGUUCAGCUUAAUGGUAAAAACGAGCGUUCUUCAAAAUGCUUGAACGUAUAUCCAAGUCUUGGUCCAUCUGCACACACUGCAUUAAAUCAAAUCGAUCCAAGUCUUUCAGCUACUGCUUCAAUUUCUGGAAUUUCAAACGGAAGUUUGUUUCAUGUCAAUGGAAAUAUCAAAAAAGCAAUGAAUCCCAAAGUGGGUGAUGGGCCGUUGUUAACGCCAUCUUUAGGAAGCGGUGUUCCGACGGAAGAUGUAGUUAUGGUAUCACCACGUUCUUCUGAAUAUUUGUUGAUGUCAGGAAAGCAACGAUUAUCAUCGGGGAUAGAAUCAGAGCUUAUUCUUAAUCCUGAUGCGAGUGUAGUGAAUGAUGACUCACUACCUGUUGCUGCUAAACAUUUACGAUAUAUUGUCACCUGUCCAACAACUACAGUUGGUCAUUUAUGUGAAUACAUACUGCAACGAAUCAGAGUCGAGUCACGCACUGAGUGGGGUAGAAAGCGUACCGAUAAUUGUCUCCCAAAGCGUGUUCUCCUUUGUCCGGUAAAGUCUGAUCUGGCUCUGGAUGAUGUGCUAGUAGUAAAUGAAACGGGCGAGGGCCAAUUUACUACUAUAAAUGUUGGUGAACGGAACAGUGACCCGAAAUCAGCUUCAAUUUUUACCAUUAAUUCACCAUUCAGCGCCUUGGAUGAAUCGAUAACAAUUGAACAGCUGAAAGCGGAGUAUUGGGCGAAUAGGAAAAGACCACUGAAACUUAUUUUUAAAUUCAUUGGGAAGUCGUAG